This is a messenger RNA of Cornus florida, 1719 nucleotides long. Its product is annotated as ankyrin repeat domain-containing protein EMB506, chloroplastic. Gene Ontology annotation, biological process: protein targeting to chloroplast. The transcript has 7 exons. Gene Ontology annotation, molecular function: chloroplast targeting sequence receptor activity; protein binding. Gene Ontology annotation, cellular component: chloroplast outer membrane. Lineage: Eukaryota; Viridiplantae; Streptophyta; Magnoliopsida; Cornales; Cornaceae. The record is from RefSeq and is a predicted model, not a curated record. The coding region runs from base 213 to 1232 and encodes 339 amino acids.
UAUCAUCCCUUUUCUUUUUUCCCCUUCUAUCCGAACACACCUUUAGGGUUUAACGGCCAAAGUUGCCCACUGCAAUUCAAUUUGUCAAAACAGCUCCUGAAUUCCAAUAUUUUAUUCAAAAUUUGAUUGAUUGUUUCUUUAGCUAUACUUUUAUGUUCGAUUUCUGAAACUUCAUUCACUAAAUCUCAUUCAUUUCUCUUUUUCCCGCUUUAAUGAUGGUGUCAUUGGUCACUGCAACUUUCCCUUCGAAACCCUUGUCCCCAAUUCCAGCCCUUCUCAAUAAUUCUACAACCCCAAAUUGGAGCUACGACACCAUUCUCUUCAAAUUAAACACUCCUCAAAGAAGACCAAGUUUGGGUUUUUCUCCUUUUGAGAACCACUCGAAAUUAACCAUUUGUGCAGUGAAUUCAAUCCAAGCUUCGUCUUUGCCGGACCGCCGAGGAUUCUGGGAGGAACCUGAUGAUGGCAGUGGCAGUGAAUCUGAUGAAGAUGAGGGGGAAGUUGAAGAAAAUGAUUUGGAUUUCGAAAGCGACUGGGAAGAAAAGAGAGAUGCUUCAUCUACUGCUAAAAGUUCUGAUAAGGUUUUAGCAGACAAGUACGAGGAGGAUCUUGUCAAAGAGGUUGAACAGCUUUUGGGACCUGAAGAAAGAGUGAUUUUGCAACAGAAUAUGACUCCUAAAUUGGGGAAAAUAUCAACUGCAAAAUGGAACCCACUCCAUACUCUUGCACUAGCAGGACAGAUACAUUUCAUGGACAUGCUACUUGAAAACGGGCUUGAUAUUGACCUUGUUGAUAAGGAUGGUCUCACUGCUCUUCACAAAGCAAUUAUUGGUAAAAAAGAGGCCGUCAUUAGUCAUCUUUUGAGAAAAGGUGCAAGUCCCCACGUUAGAGAUCAGGGACGUGGAUUUAUCUGUUUCGCUCCAUACCAGGAUGGUGCCACUGCACUCCAUUAUGCGGUUCAAGUUGGUGCCUUACAAACUGUGAAGUUAUUAAUCAAAUACAAGGUUGAUGUGAAUGUGGCUGAUAAUGAAGGAUGGGCUCCAUUGCAUGUUGCAAUACAAAGUAGAAAUAGAGACAUAGCAAAAGUUUUGUUAGUCAAUGGGGCAGACAAGACCAGAAGAACUAAGGAUGGGAAAACACCCCUCGAUAUAAGCUUAUGUUACGGGAAAGAUUUCAAGUCCUACGAGCUUUCCAAGUUGCUGAAGCUUGUACCAGCCAACAGAGAUUUCUAAUUUGGUGCAUUCCGAGCUUGGGUAGAAUUGAUCAUUAUGACAGAUGCAUUUGGUGAUACAAUCUUCUCAUUUUUCUUAGUGCACAAGGCUAAGGUAGUCUUUUCGGUGAUUGAAAUGAAAUACAUAGAUAUGAGGAUUGACUGUAUUCGGAGUUUUGGAGGAGGAAUUCGUUGAAAUGCAGAACACAUGGAGUCUGGUAACAGUGUCUUCUGGAGUCUGGUACAGUUAUACAAUUGUGGAUCUUGCUAUUGAUGGUUAAUUGGUUUGAACAUCUGUGGAGGUUGAGUUGGAACAUCACACCAUUCUUGCAAUACUUGUACAAAGGAAUGCUUAAAGGUAGGUUAGACUGGGUUCUCAGUACUCACCAUGCACCCUAAUUACAAGGUGAAUGCUAAGGAUGGUGGUAAUUUUUGGUGUGCCAAAUGUGCACAUGUAUGUAUUAUCUGACUGCUCAUCAAUUUAAGUUGUUCCAUUCUUUUAUUCUCUA